AUGAACACCCGCAAUGCGCCGCUCUCACCUGUCUCUCUAGGCGGCGGCGAGUGGCCCGGCGUUCCUCCUUACCAGAAGCCCGACGGCGAGAACCCCUACCCCAAUAAUCGCGGUCUCAUCUCGCCGCCCAGCUCGGGUGGCUCCAACAGGAUGAUGAACGGCUUCCCUCCCGGUGCGAGGAGCAUCGGCGGACCCUCUCCUCCGCCCUCUAUCGGCCGUUCCAGCACCUAUGCGAGAAGCGAGAGCGGACGGAGCAUACAAGAGGAGAAUAUCGAGGCUGUGCUGGGCGAACACUAUGUCGCGCUCAAGAGAUAUCUAUCGUCGACUUCGAAAGACGGACGCGCCAACCCGCCCCCCAACAAAGCCCGUGACAAGUUGCUGCGACUGUCAUCUGUGCAGUUUAGAGAGCUUUCCACCGACGUGUUUGACGAAUUGGUGCGACGGCAAAGGAGGCGACCUCCCCCGGGCGCCCCUCCCAACGCUGGCCCGCCGCCCUACCUGCUCCCUGAAGAUACCUUCCACCCAAAGCGCAACCAAGCACGCCAGAAGCUGUCCACACUCGGGUCCCCCAGAUUUAGAGAUCUCGCCACCGACGUCUUUUGUGAAUUGGAGCGGCGCAUUCCUCGGUUUAUUGCUGGAGACAUACCUCGAAUGGGAACGCCUGGUGGUCCUCCAAGUCGCACCGGCACACCUGUCAAUGGUAUGGGGGGUCCGAGAGGGCCCGGAGGGCCCAACCGCGCGAUGCGACGGCCGUCCGAUGCAAGUUCCAUUCGCUCAGCAGGACCCCCAAGAAUCAAUGGCGAAUAUCCCAUGCCGCCAUCUCCCGGACUCCCAAACGGUGGCUUCGACCGACCACUCCCCAAGACGUUCAACAGCAACACAAUUGUACCGAACAAGAGUACCAUGGUGGAGGAAGACGACGACCUUACUGGGUCAAACGAUGACGACCAUGAUGCAUUCGGGCUGAGCAAUCGUGCCAGUAAGAGGAGUGCCGGCACAAGUGGGGGCGCCUCUGAAACGGACAAGAAGCUUAUAGACGACUACCAAACCCAAGUACGAGAACUGCGGGACAAACUGGACGGGAUGGAAGACCAACUGAAGAAGAAAGACGACGAGCUAAACAGCCUGAUGGACAGCGAGCGCUCACGGGCCGCUGCCUCUAAUGUGGAGAAGAAGGGCUGGGAAGACUUGCGAACUGAUUUAGAGGGCAAACUAGCCGAGGCACAAGACCUGAACAACUCGAUGCGCAACGAACUCGAGCGUAUGAGAGACGACCACGCUGCCGAAUCGCACAAGUUGAGGGAGGAGCUUGAUUAUGCCCAGGAGAUGGCCGAGCAGAACAAGGGAAGCACAGACGAUUCAGAGGCAAUUCGGGAGAACCGCGAGCUGCGCAUGGCCCUCGAAGAGCAGCAACAGAUCACAGAACAUGUCCGCCGUGAAACACAGCAGUAUCUCGAGGAGAUGAGGGCGCUGACCGUGCAACAUGCGCCUUCUUACGACAGGCAGGCCCAGCUGGAGAAGACGAUCGAGGGGCUGGAACAGGAAGUCCAGACCUGGCGAAGCAACUAUGCCCGCGCCAAAACCCAACUCCGCAGCAUGCGCGCUUCGUCGAUAGGACUAUCCAUGGAGCUAGACGCCGUCAAAUACGUCCAGGACAAAGGGUUCAUAGCGGAGACCGGCCUCGUCAAGGAUGUUUACGUCACCAAGUUCCAGGUUUCGAUCGACGAGCUUCUGCGCCGAGUCCGAACGGACAACCCGGAGAAAGUGGUCCAUUAUAUGAAGUUGGUCAUUUUCCGAGUACAGCGUAUCACCAAGGACAUCGAUGCCGAUCAGCCCAACGACGAGGAAAUCAUUCACCACCGGCAGAAGCUGAGGAGCCGCGUUUCCGCCACCGCCAGUAAUCUCAUCACCGCCUCGAAGAACUUUGCUUCCUCUGCCGGCAUUUCCCCCGUCUCCCUAGUCGAUGCGGCUGCUUCGCAUCUCGUCGCUGCUUUGGUGGAGCUGAUGCGGGCUGUCAAGAUUCGCCAUACUCCAGCUGAAGAGCUUGAAGACGAUGAUGACGGUACGAUCACCCCUGUGGACUCGGCCCAGUUUGCCUCUACCAGCACCACUACAAUCCAACAAGAUCCAUACUCGGAACCCCAAAUAUCUCCGCUGGCGCCGCCUCCCGCAUUGCAGGCAAUCCGCGCAGGCAUGCGUGAUAGUGCCAACUCCUCCGCAUAUAGUCCUGUCAACUCGCCGAGAGAAUCUGUCGAGCAGUACAACUCGAGAAUGUCCGGCAAUGGCGCAACAUAUGGGAACGGUAAUAUGACUUACACGGGCGCCAACCAUAGCGAUGCAGCGACCCGGAAUGGCUACGGGCCUCGAGAUACCGACAAUGAAGAUUUGAAAAUCUAUCUCGAAGACCAGUCAGCCGUAAUGGUCCAGGCUAUCCAGGGUCUGGUUGGGUCCAUUCGUGGCAACGCACCGAUCCAGGAGAUUAAUGACCAGAUCGAUUCGAUUGCCGAGGUUGUCGGCACAGUCGUCUCGGUGACGGUGUCUAGCGGAAACGACGGUGAGAUGCUCGACCGCCUCACGUCUUGCCGUCAGCGCUUGCUAGAGGCUGGCGACCACGGCAACAACCUUGCUGAUCGAGGCCUUGGCGACACGGAUCGCGAGUGGCGAAUGUGGACGCAGACCCUGCCCCCUAUCGCCUUUGAGAUUGCACGUGUCACCAAGGAGCUUGUGCAACACAUUGACCGCGUCGGCAUAUCGCCUGGCGAAGAGGACCUGACCUAG
Molecule: messenger RNA, 2778 nt
Organism: Anthostomella pinea
Lineage: Eukaryota; Fungi; Ascomycota; Sordariomycetes; Xylariales; Xylariaceae
Source: the annotation of a GenBank genome assembly